Messenger RNA from Anthonomus grandis grandis, 5053 nucleotides. Its product is annotated as claspin-like. The record is from RefSeq and is a predicted model, not a curated record. Lineage: Eukaryota; Metazoa; Arthropoda; Insecta; Coleoptera; Curculionidae. Gene Ontology annotation, molecular function: anaphase-promoting complex binding. The coding region runs from base 143 to 4912 and encodes 1589 amino acids. Gene Ontology annotation, biological process: mitotic DNA replication checkpoint signaling; mitotic G2 DNA damage checkpoint signaling; activation of protein kinase activity. The transcript is spliced from 21 exons.
AGUAAAAAUCUAAUUUCUUCAGAAAAUAUUGAGUUUAUUAGUAAUUUAAGUAAUAUCCAGGUAAACGUAAUCCAUAUUAUGUAAGUAACUAAAUUAGCAACUCUAAAGUAAAAAAAAAAAAUUAGUAAGGAAAAACUACUCCAUGAGAACAGUCAUAGGGAUGUCUGAUAAAAUAAAUAUGGAACCAUCGUCCUGUUCAAAUAUUGCUAUAAUUGAACAAUUUGAUUCACCUGAUAUUGAUUCACAUCAGCAAUACGAAAUUAGAUUAACAAGUACCACAGAGAAUGAUAACAAUGACUUUAAUUCACCUCAGAAAUUGAAUUCUCCAGAAAAAAGUGACCAACUUAAUUCAACUGAUGAGACAAAUAUAUCAAACAAACUAAGGAAUAUACAGUCUAAUUUGACUUUGAGUAAAGUGCCUAAUAAUGAAGUAACUUCUACCAACACAAUUGAACAAUUCGAUUCAAAUGAUACCAGCUGUGAUCAAAGACUAAGAAACACUACAGAUACAGUAAAGAAAGGCAACUCCUAUAGAAAUGCUUUAAAAGUCACUUUAACAGAAAUAAUUGAACCCUUUAAUUCAAGUGAUGAAAUAACAAAUGAUUUGAGAAUUAUACAGAAUAAUGAUAAAGCUAUAAUUGAUAAAAUUGGUACUUCUACAGGAAUAAUUGAGCCAUUUUCUUCAAGUGACAUUAAUGUUGCUGAACACACUUGUUUGUCAAGAACAUCUGAUGAGCUAUGUAAUGUUAAUAGUAAUGAAAGUAAUAUACCAAAUAAGAGUAAAAUAAAGAGACUGGUUUUAAAUAUUGAUAGUGAGGAUAAUGAAGAAACUCAGAUAAAUGAUAUGAUAGAUACAGAUGAACUCCCAGUAAUAGCAAGCAGUAUAAAUCUGGGGCAAAGAAGAAGAAUUAAAGCUAUUGUUGAUUCUGAUAGUGAAGAAGAUGAGACUUCUGUUAGGCACACUCUUCAUAAUGAAAGUUUUGAUAAACAUAAUGAAGCCAGUAAUAGCAGUGUAAGUUUGGAAGAAGUGAAUCGAGAUGCAGAAACACAAAAUGUUAAACCAGCUCAAAAGAAUAGGAAAAUAGCAAUAAUUGAUUCUGAUAGUGAAGGAGAGGAGGAUAUUAUUAAGUCCACACUUUAUAAUAAGAGUUUGGAUUAUAUCGAUGAAAAUAGAGCCAAUGUUUUAAUAGAUAACCAAGAAGAAGAUAUGAAAUUGAUGCCUAAGAAAUCGCGGUUAGCAAUGUUAUGUGACUCAGAUAGUGAGGGAGAAGAAAGAGAGCAAGCUGAGUCUGCCCAAAACUCCUCAGAUAAUGAAAUUGUUGAAGAAACACAAUACCAAACAUUGACCUCCAAAAACAAGAAACCUAUAAAAUCACACUCAAAAAAUGCUGCUAAGAAGGCAAAAAUAAAUUCUAAUUUGACUGAUAGUGAGGAUAUACCAAAAAUCACUAACGCGCGAGAAGCAGCUGAACAGCGAAAACUAAUCCAGUCCGAGUCUCAAAGAAUGCUGAGAGAGAAAAAUAUUUCUUUGCCUUAUCACAAACCAAAAACGCACAGUCUUCAGGAUUUUCUUGCGCGGCGUCCCAAACUGUCUCAAGCGGCGUCUGUGAUUGGACGUGCUCCACCAAGUGUAGCUAUUAAAAUGACUACUGAACAGCUAGAAAUUAUUUCAAAACGGCUUAAAGAAAGAGAGAAGGAGGUAAAAGAAUUUUACAAGUCGGAAAGCGAAUCAGAUGCUGAAGAAGAUGAUCAGGAAUACAAACCUCCUUCAAAAGAUGUAAAUUCUGAAGCUGAAAAUAAGGUAGAGGAUAUAGAUCCUGUAUCAGCCUCAAUUGAGAAUGAUGAAAUAUCAUCUACAGAUGAGAAAAAUGAUAAUAAACAAAUUACUUCCACUGAGAGCCCGUCAAUAAUUCGUGAAACUGAAAGUUUAAAUAUGGUUCAAGAAAACCGUUCUCUGGAAGUUCAAGUAGGACAACAAAGUGAUAGCUCUACUCAAGAACAAUUAAUUAGCGGUUCCAAUGAAAUGCCUAUGGAAGUCGAAGAAUCCUCGAAAAUAUCUAUGCAGGAAAACAUUCCCUUUAAUGAUAUUACCACUGAAUCUCAUGAUAAGCAAACUUGUCAGCAGAGUGAAAGCUAUGAAUUCCAGUUAGACGACGAAGAAAUUGAAAGCCCGAUGGAAACACCCGAAAAUAUUUCAAAAUCUAUUGUGGAAAAUGAAUCACUAGUCACAUGCCAAGAAUUUAAUUAUUCUGAUUUAGAUAAGGAAAUUGAAGCAUACCGUGAAACCGAACCUCGGGAACGACCAAGCAUAAAAUCCAAACUUGAGUUGCUCAAAGAACAGUUAGCCAAUGACAAACCAAAGUUAAGUGGUUGUCCAGAUGAAAUUAUAGAUCUUGACUCAGGUGUUACUAAACCUAGAGAAGUAGUUCAGUUGAUGGAAAGGUUCGCUAAACAUGUUGCGACGAAGAAGCAUCACUCGAAACAUAAAGUAAAAUUAAGUAUUGUAACUGUGGAAAGUGGCGGAGAUAUUCAUGAAGAAGAAGUGGCUGUAAAUGUGGAUAGUGACGAAGAGGCUGCAGAAGUAGAAGAAAAGCCUGGUGCCAAAUUACAUAAGUUAAAAGAAGAAUUGCAAAAACAAAUGGAACAAAAGAAAACUGAAAUUUGGCGCAAAAAAGCUGCCAAGGGGAUAAGAGGAGGAUUGUUUGGAAGUGAAGAAGGCGAGGAAGAAACUGAAGAAAAAUAUAUUUUUGAUGAUGAGGAAGAAGAGAUGACCGAGGAAGAAGAGACUGGUGAAGAACUUGAAGAAAAUGUUAAUUUAGAUGACAAGCCUAAAAAAAAAUCAAUGUUUAUGGAUGAGGAGGCUGAAGUUAGCGAAAAUGAUGAUAUGGAUGAACCAAAAGAUAAAGAAGGUUAUGAAGAAGAUAUUCCUGGUGAUGAUGAAAUAAAUGCUGAACAAUCAGAAGAGGAGAACAAAGAAGAUGAAGCUAGUGAUGCUGAAGAUGAUGCUUCAGUAAUAUCAGAGGCUUCAGAAAAAAAUGCUGAGACUUUUAUCGAGAAGAAGCGAGUAUUGAAGCGUAUAGUACAACCAGCUGAUGACGAUUCUGACGACGAUGAUUUAUUUAAGGAUGAUGUGCAAAAGAAUGAUUGUAAUGAAGUUCAUUUGGAUUCCACAAUUACAGCUGAUGAAGAUGAUAUACCGCCUCAUCAGCCUCCGCAACUACGAACCCCAAUUAGGCCAGCUAUUAGUCAAACGAAGUCCAUAGGUGAUUUUCUUACGCCCAUAUCUUUUAUUACAAGUAUUCAAAACUUGGCGUCAGCAUCAAAGAUUAAAGAUGGGCCGGUUAUAUCACCAUUUAAAAUGCCGUCAGACGUUCCCCAAUCUCCAUUCAAGGAAGAUAACUCAGUUCGACAGAAAAAGUUGUUUGCAGACUCUGAAAUAUUAGAAUCACAGGGUUCAGUAGAGAUGUUGGCAUCUCAACUGGAAAGUUCUUCUGAGCAGUACAAGAGCACUGAAACUCUUCCAAGUCAUGAAGCAACCUCGGGCACUUCUGAAGAACCUCCAAGUACUCAAGAUCUACUUGCUAUUUGUUCUGGCGAAUUUACCGGAGUUACCCAACCAGAAUUUGCAUCUGCAGAGAGCACCAAACAGCUUAUUGAUUUUACAAGCACACAAAGUAGUGAGUUAAAAUGUUUGGGUCAAGAAGAUACGAUCAUUUCUCAGCUUCUUGAUGAAGAGGAACUAGAAAAUUUUAAGAAAAAAUUUGACUCACCGGUAAAUGCGGCCUCUCAGAGAAACAUAUUUGCUGACUCAGAAGAGAUUAAAGGAGGUGGAAUUAUCGAUUCCGAUGAUGAUGAUGAUGUUGAUGGGGCUACCAAGAUAAAGAAAACUAAUAAGAAACGAUUACAGUUCUUAGACGAUGACAGUUCGGAAGAUUCAGAAAGCGAAGAAGAAUUUUUGGAAGAUAAAGAAAACAUGGAAAAUAUUGAUUAUGACUCGGAAGAAAAUGAAAUUGACUUAGAUGAUGAAGACGUUCCACAAAAGGCACCGAAACUAGCGGACUUCUUGGAAGCCGAAGCCGAGUUGUCAGAAUCUGAAUGGGGCAGUGAAGACGAAGAUGAAAAAGAUUUAGAUCAAUUGGAGUUUGAGUUAGGUGAUACAGAGAAGUUCGAUGAGGAAAAAGUGAAAUCGGAUCUUGAAAAGAUUCAUAUGCGACGAAUGUUAGACGAUGAUAAUCGUGAAGUCAAACUUCUCCAAGAGCUACUUUUGGAAGAUGGUGAAAUGCAUGGGACAGGAAGACAGCGACAAUUCAAAUGGAAAAAUAUUGACUUAAAUGGAGACUCAAUACAAGAAAAACAAGAUGAAGAUGACGUUUAUCUGGAUGAAGAAGAAAGUGAAGAGCAGUGGAGGAAAAAAAGGCAUGAAAGGGAAAUGUUUCUGCAAAAACAAAAAAGUCAAAUCGUUGAUUCAGAAGAUGAUGUCGUAGGUACCAGUCAACUAUUAAAAUUGGGACAAAAAUUUUUGGAGAGAAGUAUUAGUUUAAACUCGCAAAAUAGUUCGGUGAGCGAACAGAAUAAGCCUGAUCCUACGAGCCCGCUUAAAGCUGUUCCUUUCAGCAUCUUAAAUAAGAGAGGAUCGUUCCUAAAUAGAACAGAUCGCGUCUUAGAAAGAGUGGCCGAAUAUACAAAAGACACUACAAUUAAUAGUGGAUCCAAAAAAACCACUAAGCACUUUUUGUUCCAAAGUAGUGCUGUUAUAGCAGAUACAGCUGCCGCAACUGAGAGUAAAAAGAGAAAAGCUGCAGAAGGAACCCCAAAUGUAAUAAAAAAACUAAGACUGAAUACAAAUCUUAGUCCAGCCUUUAAGAAAAGGGUGGAUAAGUCAGAAAGGUCCAAAAAGUUAUUUAAUUUUUAGCCAUUUUUCCUUUUAAUUUUAGCUUUAAACUUAGUGAUUUUAUGUUUGUUUAGAAGAUAUUUAUUCGGCUUUGAUAAAAGAUUAUAACUUUUUUUAUGUAAGAUAUUCCAAUGUUUGUUGCAAUAGGAGGAUUAAAUUCCA